Cynara cardunculus var. scolymus (artichoke) is the source of this 1000-nucleotide messenger RNA. RefSeq names its product probable xyloglucan endotransglucosylase/hydrolase protein 23. Gene Ontology annotation, biological process: xyloglucan metabolic process; cell wall biogenesis. Gene Ontology annotation, cellular component: cell wall; apoplast. The record is from RefSeq and is a predicted model, not a curated record. Gene Ontology annotation, molecular function: hydrolase activity, hydrolyzing O-glycosyl compounds; xyloglucan:xyloglucosyl transferase activity. Bases 26 to 895 code for a protein of 289 amino acids. Lineage: Eukaryota; Viridiplantae; Streptophyta; Magnoliopsida; Asterales; Asteraceae. The transcript is spliced from 3 exons.
ACAUCAACCAAACUAAACAUUCAACAUGGCCACUGCCUUUUCUUCUUUUUCCUCGCUCCUUGCUGAUUUCUACCUCCUACUACUGGUUCUAGUGCUCGCUACUACCCUUGUGUCUGCUGAUUUCUACAAUGAAUUUGAUAUCACUUGGGGUGAUGGCCGUGGUAAAAUACUCAACGCCGACCUCUUAACCCUUUCACUCGAUAAACCAUCAGGUUCUGGAUUCGAAUCAAGAAACGAGUACAUGUUUGGUAAGAUCGAUAUGCAGCUCAAGCUUGUUCCUGGCAACUCUGCUGGCACUGUCACUGCAUACUAUUUGUCUUCCAAAGGCUCAAACUGGGAUGAGAUUGAUUUCGAGUUCUUGGGUAACUUGAGUGGUGAUCCUUACAUUCUACAUACAAAUGUGUUUAGCCAAGGCAAAGGCAAUAGAGAGCAGCAAUUCUACCUUUGGUUCGACCCAACUGCCGAUUUCCAUACCUAUUCCAUUCUCUGGAAUCCUAGAACCAUCAUAUUUUCUGUGGAUGGAACACCGAUUAGAGAGUUCAAAAAUGCGGAAUCUAUCGGGGUACCAUUUCCAAAAGACCAGCCAAUGAGAAUACACUCCAGCUUAUGGAAUGCUGACGAUUGGGCAACCCGAGGUGGGCUUGUGAAGACCGACUGGAGUCAGGCUCCUUUCACUGCUUCCUACAGAAACUUCAAGGCAGAUGCUUGCGUUGUGUCUUCUGGGAAAUCAUCUUGCAACGGCUCAGCGUCUAACCCAGCUUGGCUGUCAGAGGGGUUGGACAAUACAAAGCAGGAGAGGUUGAGCUGGGCGCAAAAGAAUUACAUGAUCUACAACUACUGCUCAGAUUCCAAGAGAUUUCCUCAAGGAUUUCCUCCCGAGUGCAACAUGGCAUAACACGUUUGUUUCUUUUGAUGUAUUAAAGUUUAGUUCGGGAAAUCAAUCGUUCAUUCUUUUUUUGCUAAAUAAUAAAUAAAUACAACCUUUGGGUUUGUUCUUACA